GCCUGGCCAAGCAGGCCCACGGCGCCGUGGCGGCUGAGGGACAGCACCUGUCGGUCGGCACGUCGUUCUACCCCAUAGACAACACCUACGUAGGGUUCUACGGCCAGAGCAAGAUAGACCACUGGCUGAGAGACGCGACCCCCCUGGUCUUCCUCAAGUCCAACGCGUACGCGGCGGACAAGGCAAACGGCAAGGAGGGGAUCGCGGGCCAGAGGAUCUUACACGUAUUUGAUUCGGCAUCGAUGGGUAUCAACGCAAGCAGCUGCAUGGGGUACACGCUUGGGCCACGGGACUUCACCACGUGCUACAACCCAGGCGCGGCCGAGUGGCUAGAGCAGAUCAGGACCGAGUCGCCAGAGCUGAUGCGCGUGCUGGGCCCCUACCUGAGUGCGGACGGCUCGGUCAGUGCUGAAGUGGAGCUCCGAGUACGAGCUGCGCAUACAGGCCCCUCGGCGGUGGAAUUCGUGCAGUUCGAUAUCGACGUUCUUCGGAGUGCAGGGCAUAGUGUGCGCAUACCGCACCCCCCUGGACUCGGCGGCCAGACGGCCAACAUCGACCCGCUCGACCCCUUUGCGGACCUAGAUGCGUUGAAGGACAAGCCGUGGCGUGGAGCUGGGUCGAACGGCAGUGGAGAGCCAGGCAGCGUAAGAGAAGAACUACGAGCAGUGCAACGACUCACGAUGUCCCUGGACUACCAGGUAAGAGAAAUAGGCGGGGUGCUCUUCGACACGUGUCUCAUCGGCAAGAACCAGUCAAUCCCGAGUGCGAUGGUCGAGUCGGGACAGAGCUACAACGCGGAGGUCUCGCGUCAGAAGAAGGGUCAUGGCCUCAGGUCUCCGUUCCCGCACAUAGCGUUGGCGAUGCUCGAGGCAGCGGUGAAGGUCGAGGGCAUAGAUGCGACAUACCAACAUGUUCUACAGGCCUGCUGCUCCGAGUGCAUGAAGGGACAAUUGUACACGAGCGAGAUCUCCGGCACGUGCAAGGCGAAGAUCACGGCCGCAGGAAAGAGCGAGGCAGAGGGCAAGGCCGUGCUGAAGAUAGCGCCGAAGCCGUUCGCCCAAGUGCCCAAGACCGACGGGAGCAGCUGCUGGUCGUCGAUCGAGGUGCGUGCAGCGCUGAAAGCAGUGCUGCGCAAGCAGGGCGCCGAGUUCCAGGUGGGACCCGCGCCGCGCGGGGACAUCGCGAGGGUGGUCCAGUCGCACAUCGGGCGGCAGAGAAGUGGUUGGUCAUGGCAUUUCGGGCGGCGCGUGAAGCAGCGCUCGACAAGGCUGAAGGCGAUGCGGUGGCAUGUCGUGGAGGCCUCGCACGCGCACUGCGGCGCGCACAACUGCCCCGCGGAGGGGCACCACGUCAUCGGCGAGUUGGACGAGGUGCUGUUGGCAUUCAGGCAGCGCCCGCUGGUGUCUCCAAGGUCGAGGACGCCAAGCGCUAGUUCCGUUCGCGCGGCCCUCAUGGAUGCAAGGUGGCCUUGGUGCUGGGGCGGUCGCCCAGGUGCAGGAACGGAGUGGCUCGUCCCCAGGGUGUGGCAGCUCGUGGAGGAGAUCCAGCAGCUCGCGUCCUUCGCCGUGGACAUCACCGUCGCAGGCGCCGGGGUACCGACCUCGCGCCCCAAGGGCGACAGCAGCCCCUAUGACGUGGCGCCGCGCAGGGCCUGCACUCCGGACAGGGCUGGCCUGGCCCGGGAGAGAGCCAAGCGCCAGGCGGCCGCUCGCUGCAGGGCGGAGGCCGAGCGCCAGGAGCUCCACGCGGAGGCCGAGCGACGGGCGGCCGCGUGCCGUGUCGAGGCGGGUGCCCAGCGUCGGGCGGCCGCCUGCCGCGCUGCGGAGGAUGCGGGAUGCCAGGCAGACGCCGAGUGCAAGGCGGGCGUCGGCGACGACUUCAAGGCUUGGGCGAUGUGCACCGCGCAGGCCAGCGCUGUGGGCGAGCAGAGCGUCCAGACAAAGGCACAGCAGCACGCGCUCCACUCAGCUGCACCGCGGCUGGCGGCUGGCGGCUGGCUCCCCGCGCUGUUCUCGCUUGUCGGUUGA
Prorocentrum cordatum is the source of this 2027-nucleotide messenger RNA. NCBI's taxonomy places the organism in Eukaryota, Dinophyceae, Prorocentrales, Prorocentraceae. The record is from the annotation of a GenBank genome assembly.